AGUUCGCAUGCACCCAGUGGCCGGCAGUUCCGCGGGACUUCCCGGCUUGGCCGCCCCUGGCCUGCGGCUCUCUCGGGGCUGCCAGGGGUGCACACCAGGCAUCAGCUUGGAAGCGGGAUUCCUGCUGCCCUCUGGAAAGCGGUGUGCACAAAAGGAAGUUGAUCUUGGCAGAAGGUUUCUUCAGCCUGGAAUCGCGCUCUCUUUUGAGUAUUGCAAACGAAAGUAUCAGUGCUGCUGCGCCUGAAGAUCAGGUUUGAAUGGGCAGGUAUUGCCAGCAGUACAAUCUUCUAGAGUCUUUUACGUUCAGAUGCAAUGAAACAAUAACACGCCAGAGACCCUGUUUUGUUGUUAUUGCCCAGGCAACAUUGCCUAGUUUUAGAUGAGGCAGGAAAGUGGGAUGAGGCUCACGGUAACAAUCUGUGUUCCACAUGUCAGUGUCUUGCCAAAAGAAAAGGCAACCCCCCUAUUUUAAUUUGAUAACCUUGAGUUUAGCUAGCAGGGAAAUUAGUGUGUGCUGGACGUUGAAACUUCCCAGAUUUCCACUGUGUUGUGCUGCUAGUGUCAGGUCAGGUGUCUUCAUCUACCACUCUGACUACAUAGGUUUUAUUUAUUCAUAAUUCCACUGUCUAGCAUAACAUCUAUUGUUGGGGGCAAGGCAGAGACUUGGGCUGAAUCAACAACUUGUUCCUCCGUGUCUCCUAGCCGCAAAAGGAUGCAUGUCACUGUAAACAGUUAGCAUAACCCCACAGGAUGCCCCUGGACAGGGGGGCUUUGUCUGAGAUAAAACAUCACGGAAACGGUAUGGGAGAGCAACUGAUAACUGGAAAUGUUAUUGCUCUUGGGCCAUAGCCUAAUGGUCCUUUAUGCAAAGUAGAUAACAAUGGAAUCCCUAUUUUAUUAACUAAUUGGGGAUUAAAGGGUUUCAUAAAAUCAAAAAGUUCAUAAAAGUGACCACUUCCAAAUAACAGUAGGUACGGUGCAUACCUUGCAGUAUGGCGCACUGCAUUGCUUUUUUUUUCUUCUCGUCCUUCCGACCGCUGAAAAGUGAUUUCCAGUGCACUGAAGGCAUCAGAAUGUGCAGGGAUGUCAACUUGUUCUUCAUCAGCAUCACUUCCAUUAUGUGACUUUGUUCCCUGUCAAGGAAAACAUGGUCCAUAUAACUAGUUGUUUAUAAGGCAGAAGUGUUUGUUUGGGGUAACGAUGCAUUGGCUCAUUCCCAGAGUGUUGCCAAGGCCAAAUAUGAAUUUCAGUUUGGUGGGUCAGAAACACAGAAACCUUCAGAAACAGGUGGACAAGGAGAUAGCACUCUGCUCCCACAUAACGUCUCCAAUGAAUUUCCAGAAUAUGGCACGAUGGAGCAAGGGGCAGAGUCACUGAGGAGUCCAUCUGAGUUUCUAGCAGAGGCUAUAACAUGCAGUCCAGAAAGGAGGGAGAAUGACCAGUUGCCUACUCUUCUUGCAAGUGGCACUUACGCAGAUGAGCCAAUAUCUUGCAUUGAGGCAUCACUGCUACCAUCGAAAGAAGAAACUUUGCCACGUGCUGAUAGACAGACUGGGAUUAUGAAAAUUUCUCAAGAGCUAGAAGCUGCAAAAGUACAGAAGGGAGCAAAUGCUUUUCUUUGUUCAGAGCUGCAAAUGGAAAAAGAAAGGAAUAUUGGCAGCCAAGGCAUACAAGCAGCCAGAGAAUUGGUUCCAGCAGGCCAAGAAAAACCCUCAGACGAGCCUCUUCCAUCUGAAGUAAGAGCUGAGGAGAAAUUGUAUUUGAUCACAGAAAAAGAUCUGGCUGCAAUAGUAACUGGAGAAAUGCAGUUAGAGUCCUUGCAAGGCAUCAAUAAUAAAACUGAGGAGGUCCCCAAAGUGAAGGAGACAAGCUGUCACACACCAUCUGUACCAGCCCUGGAGGCAGACAGCAAAGUUGGGGGCGUCAUCAGUAUUCUGGGAGAGGGAUGGUCAGAUUUUGAGAAGGAAUUUUCAGUGUACAAUCCAGGCGAGAUGCAAACGGGUCUUGGGAGGAGGAUAUCGAAAGAGGCAGCUAUGAGCAAACAUGUAGAAUUUCAAGGAGUGGAGAUUUUAUGGAUACAGAAAGCAGAGGAGCAGAAGGGAGGGAAGCAUUCAGUGCUAGAGGCCAAUGCACACUUACAGAGGGCCGUGUCUGUAGAAAAGAAGUUCUCCAAAGCAUCAAGCCACCCCAUUCCAGCCUCAGUCUCCUCAGGGUUAGUCACUUUGUCUGAGAGUGUUUGGAACGAAGACCAGGCAGAUUUCAAACCAGGAGUUGGCUCGGAGUCCUUUUCUCUAGCUUUGCUAGCUGAAGGUGGGGAGGAUGAAGUCUUUGUCAAGGAUAAACUUGCAGAAGAAAAGAACCACAUGCUAAACACAGACAGUGAAAGGAUCGUGGAGGAGGAAGAAGCAGCUAUGGGAGGAUAUGAAGAUAUCCUUGGACAGAGGCACGCAGAAGUCUCCAUUGAUGUGUAUAGCUCACAGUUUGAAAACAUUCUAGACAAUGCUUCUUUAUAUUAUAGUGCGGAAUCCCUGGAGACUUUAUAUUCGGAACCUGAUAGCUACUUUAGUUUUGAAAUGCCACUCACCCCGAUGAUCCAGCAACGUAUCAAGGAAGGUAGUCAGUUCUUAGAAAGAACUUCUGCUUCAGGACAGCAAGAUGUCUGUAAGCUUCCCACAAAUGGUGAGAUCAAGAGUCGAUGCGGAGAGAUCUGCAGUGGACUAAGGGAUGUAAGUGACACCCUCUUCAGAAGAGACGUCAGAGAGGUUACUCAUUUGGACAGCAAUGCUGGACUGAAAAACUCGCUGUUCUACUCCGCAGCUGCCAUGGAUAGCAAUGAGCUCCUGGAGAAAGAUAGCACUGAAAACCAUAGUAAAGAUCUCAGCAAUGGCACCGACAGCAAUUUGGAAGCAGCCAGGAGGCUGGCUAAGCGCCUCUACCAACUGGACCGAUUCAAGCGCUCUGAUGUGGCAAAGCACCUGGGUAAAAACAAUGAGUUCAGCAAACUUGUGGCUGACGAAUACCUGAAGUUUUUUGAUUUCACGGGUAUGACGCUGGAUCACUCCCUCAGGAGUUUCUUUAAAGCCUUUUCACUUAUUGGAGAAACUCAGGAAAGAGAGAGAGUAUUAAUCCACUUCUCCAACAGAUACUAUCAGUGUAACCCAAACACCGUUUCUACUCAAGAUGGAGUCCAUUGUCUUACCUGUGCAGUGAUGCUGCUGAACACUGACCUACAUGGCCAUAACAUUGGGAAAAAGAUGACCUGCCACGAAUUCAUUGCCAACCUUCAGGGGAUGAACGAAGGCAAAGAUUUCCCUAGGGGGUUGCUGAAGGCUCUCUACAAUUCAAUCAAGAAUGAGAAGCUUGACUGGGCAGUAGACGAAGAGGAGAAAAAAAAAUCUCACUCUGAUGGUACUGAUGAGAAGGAUAAUGGACCCCAUUCAAAGGCCAUUACUCGGAUCGGCCAUUCCAAUAACCCCUUCCUGGACAUUCCUCAUGACCCCAAUGCUGCUGUGUAUAAAACUGGAUUUCUGGCUCGGAAAAUCCAUGCAGAUAUGGAUGGAAAGAGGACUCCCAGAGGGAAGCGUGGCUGGAAAACCUUCUACGCUGUGCUGAAGGGAACAGUGCUUUACUUGCAAAAGGAUGAAUAUAAACCAGAAAAGGCUUUAUCUGAGGAGGAUCUGAAAAAUGCAGUUAGCGUGCACCAUGCAUUGGCAUCAAAGGCAACAGACUAUGAGAAGAGGCCCAACGUCCUAAAGCUCAAAACAGCUGACUGGAGAGUCCUGCUUUUCCAAGCCCAGAGCCCAGAAGAAAUGCAGGCAUGGAUCAACAAAAUCAAUUGUGUGGCAGCUAUAUUUUCUGCUCCACCGUUUCCAGCUGCUAUUGGCUCUCAGAAGAAGUUCAGUCGUCCGCUUCUACCGGCCACCACAACAAAGUUAUCUCAGGAUGAACAGCUGAAAUCACAUGAAGCUAAGCUGAAGCAAAUCUCUUCCGAGCUAGCCGAGCAUCGUUCCUACCCACCGGACAAGAAACUUAAAGGCAAGGAAGUAGAUGACUACAAACUGAAAGACCACUAUCUGGAGUUUGAGAAAAUCCGCUAUGAGAUUUAUGUUGCCCUACUGAAAGAAGGGGGGAAGGAGCUGCUGAGCGGUGGAGAAAAUGAUGGGCCAGGACUGAAGAAAUCCCAUUCGAGUCCCUCAUUAAAUCAGGAGUCUCCAGUUAGUGCCAAGGUGAAGCGAAACAUCUCCGAGAGGAAGGACUACAGACCAGAAACACCCAGCAUCAAGCAGAAGGUCACUUAGACUGCAUGAGACCGCUGUAGAAACAGCCAUGCAGCAAAAUACCAUUGGUCAAAAAUUUCCUUUGCUAACCUGUCUUUGACAAAAACAAACCAAUGCAUCUGCCUGAAUGGGGUGGUAGUGACAUUUUCUAUUGUAUAUUUUGUUGUUUCUGUACAGAUUGUGGGAGAUGUCUUGGCUCCUGAUUUGCUUUGCCUUGUUAAUUUAUCAUCUAGCCAUUGAAGCACCUCUUUUUUUAAAAGGGGUGCGAGUGGGACUUCCUGAUUUAUUGCACGUCUCCUCCCCUUCUCUCCACUCUCAUUGGCACAUGACUUUCAUCUCAAGUCACCUGUGACCUUUCUCAUUGCAGUGGGAAAAGUAACUGGACAACCACUGCAGCAUAGUGAGUGCUAGCUGCAAUGACGAGAAAUGAAUUGUUGCUCAGUUGCAGAGAUGGAACUGACUGCUCCCUGCAGGUUAGUUCAAUUCUGAUGCUGCGACUGGAGAUCUCCCAAGGAUGUGAAACAUGCUGGUACUUGUGCUACAGUGAUAGGAGCCGUAUAAACAGAUAGGGUACUGGAUUGUAUUAACUCUGGACCCACACAGACCAAGGGACUAAAAAAUGAAAAUCACUGGGAAUGCUGGGCAUACAGAAUUAGAACAGGUUUUUCAAAGUGAAGACUCUGGGGGAGCAGAGGGGGGUGCCCAAAGCCAUGUCUCUCUUGAUGAUUGAUCCAGCCAGAAUUAAUUUUGUUUUUCCAUUUCACUAUUCAGUGGGUUGUUGUAGAUGACAACUGCUGGCUGUGUGUUUUAGUAGAAAAGGAAAUCCCAUGUGUUUUUCAGCAAUACACUCUCAUGCUGCUGCCAUACACAGUCAUCAUAUGCAUUGUUCAGCUGCAGUUUCCCUCCAGAAUUUUGAUUUCCUUUUUAGUAGGCACAGGUAUUCUGCAAUCUCUCUGAGAUAAGAGAAGGUGUUCUCCUGUUCUCUUCUGAAAGGAAUUCUGUUAAACUAUCCCUUGAAUUUUUCACAAGUAUUUAGAAAGAACAUGUUGGAACAGAAGUCCUGGUGACUCAGGGACUUAAUGGAAUAGACUCUUUGGUCUUAGAUCCAGAAUCUGACCCCGUUCCAGUUGCUCUGUUCCUGACAGUCACACCGAUGCAGCCAUAGGGACAGCAAAACCUGCUCCCUGUGGAGUCUUUCUUUAAUAGCAACUCCUGUCCUCUAUGUAAGGACAUGGCUGGGAGGAAAUGGACUUGGCCAGAGUGUCUGUAUACCUCAACCUUCCCCAGCUGCUAGCAAUGGCCCUUUUGGGCUGUGGGCUGUAACUUAAAGCAGCCCUGAGGUUGCCUUAACGUGCGCCAAUCAUGACUAAGAGACACCUUUGCUUCCUCCCAGUGCCCACCCAUCUUGUGCUUACUGCAGCUCAGCUGGUCUGGAGGAUCUAAUCCUUAAUGUGCAAAGACAGUCCAGGUCAAUAUAAACUGCAGUAGGUGGCCUCAAAGAAACGUCUAGCUAGCUCAGGUCCAGUUCUUGCAGGGGCAGGUGUUUACAUCACAGAGCUCCUCAUUACAGAGGGUAUGAUUGUGGGCAGGCUCAGCCGAGAGGCCAGCAACGGAUUGGUCAUGGACGUUAAACCAUUCUGGACUACUAAACUACCAGGCUAGCAGGCAGUAGAGGGAGCAAUCAAGUAAGAUAAAGACCUUGCAGAGAAGCUACAUGAUUUCUCUAUAGCAGCCUCCACCACAAAGGACAGCCAUGAGAUCUACACCCCAGAGCUCUAGACUGUAAUAGCCAUGCUGUGCUGUCAGAGAUCGUAGCAUUGAAAGAGGAAGCGGUGCACCAGAUGGAUCAUUUAGGAUGCAGUCACUAACCGGAACCAGAUAGUAUUACAUCCAAGAGUUCCAGUGUGACUUAUGAAUGGAGUGGCUGAGCGGCUCACAAGAAUUUGUAAUCUGUCGUCGUACUAGAAGUCUAGAGGAUAGCCAGUGCCUGACCUCAUUUUAAAAAUGACUCGGCGUGAUUGUGAUUCACAGAGCUGUGAGGAGGGCUGGUCAACAUUUUCCAGCGUUUGGAUUUGUUUUUUAAAAAUUACGCUAUGCUUAAAGUUAAGUACAUUGUCUAAGUGCUGCCCUGAAGAGAAACUUUCCUGAAUUAGGGCCAAAGUUAUGUGCUUGAGCAACAUGCUGGGAAGUGUUAUUCACUGUAGACAAGGGCCGGGGUAAUACACAUUGGAAGAAAUAAUUUGAACUGCUCAUUGAGGGGUAGUAGAUUACCACUCAGGAGAAAGGCCUAGGCAUCCUGCAGCUGUUCACUGUACAGCAGUAGUUUAAAAAAGGAGGGGGCAGUAAACGAGAGGUUGAGUUAUAUUGAGAGACAGGGAGAGCGCUAAUACCGGGACUGCUGAAUGUCAUUACUUAGGGACAAGUAUCAGAGGGGUAGCUGUGUUAGUCUGGAGCUGUAAAAGCGGCAAAGAGUCCUGUGGCACCUUGUAGACUAACAAACCUACUGGAGCAUGAGCUUUCGUGGGUGAAUACCCACUUAAUUGGAUGCAUGUAGUGGAUUUGCCGCUAUUACACAGGGAGAUGACCUUGAGUCCUGCAACCGUUUCACAUCAGUUCCUCACAGUAAUAGUACAGCAGAAACAGAAAUGGUCCAGAGAAGUCACAAUUUGAUCCCUGCUCCACUCCCAGGUCAAUGCAACUCUACUCUGGCCCUUACUCAAGGUAUCUAGGUACUUGUUGUGUUUACAAAUAGAGUGCAGUGGUUUAAAAGGCAAAGAGGUGACAAUUGCAAAUGUUUGUGUUGGCUUUUAAGAUAUUCUGGCUGCCCAUGGAUUGUGUUUGAAUUGUUGAUCGCCCAGUCACAAGCUCAAGUUCUCCCAUACAAUAUCUUUCCCAAUCUACGCAGAUACUGUCUAAUUCAUGCUCACAACUACGGAACACCUUGCAGAUGAGUGAAUUUCAUGCAGUUUGAAAAGUCAGAUACAGUGAAUCACAAAAUUCAUUUUAUUUAUUUUGUCAAAUGCAGUUUAGUUUUAAUUAUUUAUUACACUACUCCAGAGUGCACUUGUACAUGGAUUGUGGUAUAUUUUGUAAAACUUACUGGUCUUAGUAAAAUGCAAUUUCACUGCAGUUUUCAGCUGUUAAAUAUUCCCUGAGUUCCACUUGCUUUUUGUGAGAGUUCUGAAGCGUGCAGAUUAGUGAUCUGAGAAUUUGUGAGGUUUUAGUAUCAGUUGGAAUUCCCACUGUUGGCUGUGUCAUUUUACAGUUGACCUGUCUCGCCGUCUCCUUUGAUAGGUUUUACUGAAAUAAGUAAAGAGAAAACACAAAGGCAGAUCCUGCUGCCAUUGAAGUAAGUGGCAAAACUCCACAGACCUCACUGAGCAGGAUCACAGUGCUGACCAGUAUUGCAGUUUAGUUUGCUUUUAACAUUACAGUGUAGCAGAGAGGGUGGGCCAGAUUUUCAGAAGGUGUAAAUCAGCAUUGAAGAGACUGGAGCUUUGCCAUUUGGCCCCCUCCCUCUGCCCCUGAGAAUCUAGCCUGUUAUGUGUUGCACAUUAUUUUCAGAGUACCUUGCUUUCCAGCUCCUGGAUAUAUGCUUUCAGCAGAGAAGAUAAAUAUGUGAUUACACUAUAUAGGUGCCCAAGCCCUUGACUGCUCUCAAGAAGCAUUGCAGUUCAAGAGGGACUUUUUAAAGCCACUUUUUAAAAACACUUUUGUGUUUGUUUUUUCUUGGGCCCACUGUGUGCCAGGCUGCUGUAAAUUGUACUAGCUGCUCAGUACUUCCAAGGGAAAAUAUGGCAACCAGGAAUCAUCAGGAGGUAGGGAACCUCCAGACACACAACCUUUUCCCAGUCAUUCCCCCAGUGCAGGCCACAGGGAGGGGAUAUGACAUAGAAGCCACUGUGGUGCCUCCAGCUGUAUCACCCGAGGAUUCCUCCACAGUGAGGUGAUUGUGACGUCCAUGAUCGGUUACCGUGGCUUUAGGGCACUGGCCCAGUGCAGGUCUAGAUUGGAUUUGAACAGGAGGUCCCUUUCUGAUAACAAGUAGCUCAGAGUGGCUGAGAAUGUCAGCAUCCAUGCAGGGUGCUUUUGAUUGUCAGUCUGUAGUCAGAAUUCUCAUGAUUAACCCUUUGCACUCACCUCCAAGGAGCUACUCUGAUCUGUACAGAGAGGUACCAUGCUGUGCUCUUUGGGUUUGCUCUCGCUCACUUGAAGAGCAAUGCGUAGGGAACUCUCAAAUCUUGGGUAUUUCAGCGUGCGCAGUUCCUGUUGCCCAAUGAGGCCUCCACCUCCCUUUCUUUCAUGUACACUUUUCCCAGGCUUUUCCCCUGCAGAUUCUGGUCCUGAUGCCGUAUCUCAGGCCAGUUUCCCACUGAGGCAUUGGGAUCGCUGCGUGAGGGUGUCGGGAUUGAGCCUGUGGCAGCUCUGCAGCAUUACAGCUCAUUGGGUGCACUCCAAGGGCUAGUUCUAAACUGGUGGGGGAGGGUGAGGCAUCUGCUGAGUCCCAUCUGCCAGUGGACAGCUGCAAAAAUCCCAUGGUCAUUAAGCCCCAACAGGAGCCUAUGUCUCUCCCUUCUGCUGAGGCUCCUACCCCUUCUCUUCCUCUAUACAUCCAACCUGAGAACAGCUCUUCCCACCCCACACACAGACAGCUGGCUCAGCUCCAGUGAAGGAGAGCUGCUCCACAGCCCCUUGGAGCAGAACUUCCCACUCUCCAGCGUUGGCGGGAGGUGAGGGGAGAGAUGGGGGAACAAGGACAGAGAAGCAAAACCAACACCUGCCCUCAGCCUCCUCUCCAAGACCACAAGCCACUCCACCCCCCGCCCCCACACACACACCACAAACCUUUUCUAACCCACUACCACCAAAACAGGCAAAAUAUUACCCCAGAACCCAAAUGGCAAGGAUUCUGGGGUUUGGUGCAUGGGAUGAUUCUGUAGGUCAUGGCUGAGAAUUGCUGGUGUGUGUGUGUGUGUGUGUGUGUAAAGCUGGAUCCAGGCCUGCAGCCUUUUAGACCACUUAGUACAUUGUUACUUCAGUAGGUGGGUAACUCAGUCAACUGAAGAAUAAUGUAGCUGAGCUGUUUGGGGCUUAGAUUCAAACUAUUUUUCACUGAUUCUUGAUAGUCUGGAAAUUAUUAAAAGAAUUUUCCAAAGUUAAAAGAAUUUUCCACAGUGUUUCCUCCUGCUGUGAGCAGCUGCUCUCUCAGCUUGGCAUUUACAUCUCAUGUUUGCUCUGGAAGGGCAGUUCUGAAGCCCAUGUGUAACUCUCUGAGGUCUGUAUGGAACAUGCCCUGGGCUCAAGUAGAAUUCUUCAGCCCAUACUCCUGGACUUGUUCAGCUCUCUUGAUGACCCCAAAUGGGAAUAUGAAGAGGCCUAGAGAAGAAAAGAAGCUAUUUCCAUGGUUACUUGUAGUUCAUGAUGAGCAUUCACCUCUCUCUAUUCACACUCCCUGCCUACCUUCCCUUUUGCCUUGGAGUUCUUGGGGUGUUUGAAAAGACGCUCAAGGAGCCAAAGCUGCUGUUACUAUGCUAAAUAGCCAUUUAUGGCCCAGUGGAAAGGGUACUGGAUUGAGACUCGGAAGACCUGGGGUCCAUCCCUAGCUCUGUUACUGGCAUGCUGAGUUACCUUGGGCAAGUUACUUCACUGCUCGGUGCCUCCGUUUCCCCAUCUGUAAAACAGGGAUAAUGAUACUGGCCCCCUUUGGAAAACGCUUUGAGAUCUACAGGUGGAAAGAGCUGUUUAAGAGCUAGGUUUUAGAAUUCCCUGACUCUUUUUUCUUUUUCCAGCACAAUACAAUGCUUCUUAUUCCAUGCUGUGAGUUAAUAAGAGCAAGGAAAAAUGUGGUAUGGGGAAGCCAUGCUUAGUACAGGCGAAUGAUUCUAACGCCUAUUGCAAGUGACUGAAUGGUGCCCAUUAGCAUGGGAACAAAUAAUGGAAUAAGGCUAAUGCACCAUCAAUUGUAACUUGUUCAUUUAUUUUGUUGACAGCACUGAGGUUUAGCUUUGAUUAUUUAUUAUAACAAACACUCCAUAGAUAGUAGAAGAUGUGGGUUGGAGCUUUCGGAAGUGCUCAGCGUUGUCCUUUCUCUGCUCCCACUGUCUAUGGGAGCAGGAAUAGGCAAACACAGAGUGAUUGGGAAAAUCCUAUCUGUAAAGUUAGUAUAUUUGGUAAAAAAGUAAAUUAUUAAUAAUCACACACACCCCAUGGCAUCUGCUAUUCCAUGUCUGCUGAGAGGUGGGUAGCUGGAGAACAACAUUCUAUUUGUACGGUGUAUAAAGCCUGGGACUUAGCAACAUGAGGGUUAAUUAUGUUCUAAAGGUGUAAUAAAAAGACCAAAAAAAUGGCAGCAUUUUCAUCUUGCCUAAGCCAUUGUUGUUAGUAGUAGCUCUCUGAAGAUACACCAGAUUUACUGAUAACAUAAGGGAGAGCCAAACCAGGCCUUUUAUUGGGCAAAUUUCAAAAAAAGUAGGCAAGAUUCUCAGUUACACAGUGGGCCAAAUGAAUGCCUGGUGUAACUCCACAGCAUUCAGCCAAGUUACAGCAGAGAUUCAUUUGACUCAGUGCCUUCAUCUGUUCUGAUGACACCACCUGCUGAAAAAGGAAAUCUAGCCUGCAUCACUUUUCAAGAUUUCCUUGAAUCUUUUAAUCUAGCCUGCAUCACUUUAAAAAUGAGGAAAGACUCUCAAAAGUUCCAUUGACUUUCAGUCCUAAACCAUAUACACACGUUUGAAAAUCCCACCCAGAGUCCAAUAAACUUCCAAAAAACUAUAGGCUGGAAAUACGACCAAUUUGUAUUUGUGUGUAUUUCGUUGCAAUUAGAACAUCUCGCUUAGGGUGGGCUAGUGGCACUGUGUAACUGGACUAAAUCCAGCAUCAUGAAUACAGAACAAGAAUUUCUUGGCAGCUUUUAAAUUUGGAAAUUACUGCUCAUCUCAGAGUUAAAGUGUCAACAGUACCUGGUGAGUGUGUUUAAGCAGUGAGCAUGUGUGAAUGUGUGUGUGUGGUUCUUAUGCGAUGUGUGGCUUCUGUGAUCAAACACUGCAAAGGUUAUUCUUUUCCGAUGCUUCAUUUUUGUCCAGACAGUUUUAACAGCUAUGAAGAGCAGGACAUUGGUUGUUUUAGCCAGUUAAACGGUUAUUAAAUGCUUUUGCAGGUUUAGCGUUUUUCUUAAUCCAGCCUUGCCGUGGUAUGUUCUGCAGAAGCUGCUGGGUGCUCAGAGCAAUUAUGGGGUUGGAAUUUAAAAAGCUCUCGACACUGGGCUAACUCUGCUCCUGUUGGUGUCAUCAAUUGUCUUAAAUGGGAGCAUCACUGAGCACUUUUGCAAAUACCUCACUAUGAGCCUAAUUUAAGGCUCCUAUUGUUUAAAGAAACCUUGGCCGAGUUCUCUGAAUAAUCCUCGUGGGGUAACAUUUUCAAAAAUGCCUUAGUCACUUGGGUGCCUAAAUAUCAUUAGACUUCUAGGUCACUUAGGCGCUUUGGAAUAGGUUAUCCCAGGCUAUUGUGGAUUUACUGUAACAACUGCAGAGAGAUGUGUAAGAAUCCAUGUGGUUGAUAAGUAACAAAGAGUGGCAGGGGGAAGUGUCAGCUGUGGGCAUUUCAAGUGGUGCCCUCAGGUUUCCUUUGGAAAGUGUGAAACAAUCGAGGGAUUUUUAGCCCAAAUAAAUAUGUAAUAAAAUCCACUGGGUUUGCAGAAUGAUCUCAGAGUCAGUGUUGCAGUUUGUAUGACAUUAGAAUGACCCAGAUCAAACCAGUAGCGGAGGAAUGGAGAUUUAGGGCUAGAUCCUGCCCUGAAUGGCAAAGCACUUACGCAUGCGCUUAACUUUAAGCACAUGAGCAGUCUCAGUGAAGUCAGGCCUAAGUGCUUUGCUGGAUCAGGGCCAGGGAGCUUACAUCUUACAGGUCUGAAAACUUAGUGGAGUAGACUCCAAGCUAGGAUGAAAUGACGAGGGUAAAUCCCAUCAACUUGGGUCGGGCCAGCCAGGAUCCUGGGCUUCCUGUAUCAGAGAUCUGAGCUGUUUCUUUGGCAUCCACCCUGUGCAGGAUAAUGUAGUGAAAUGUGGUGGCUCAGCAGUCUCCUGCAGCCUUUAAAGAGUGCUCAUUUACCCACUGUGAGCACACGUUGCAGUGAAGACCAGGAAAUCAGCAUUGAGCUCUCAGUCAUCAGUCACUGUGGGGGGCAUGUGUGGAAAUGUUCGUUUUCAAUGCCCAGCACUUCAGAGAACACUCCACACAGAAACAUGCACCUGCGCAGCAAAGCCAGCUCCUUGAUUUAGAUCAAAGCAUAUUGGAAUAAUGCUGUACAGCAUUCAGGAACAGGCAGGACAGGGCCAGAGAGAGCCCCUGGGUGGGGCCAAGCAGUAAACCCUGCUGUUUACGUAGUCUCUGGAUACUGCUCUGUGGUAGUAUAAGAACCUCCCCUUUAUAAUCUCACUUGUUUUCCUUAUACUAUUGAGACCCCAGUGGAUUUGUUUACAUCCUCACUGCCCUCUGGAGAGCCACUCUGUCUGUAAUGGAGCAGUGCUGAAGUUCUCACCAGCCCUUCUCCACUGGAAUAAAUCCUGCUGCUCUGACCCUUGGGGCAAGCCCUAUGUAAGGUCUAUGCUGGCUCUCCCCACAAAGGGUAAAUUUCUCUAUAUAGAGGCCCGGUGAAAGAGCCAGAGGUAUGCAGACCUGAUCGAGGCCCCAAAUCAUGAAAGCAUUUCAGCGUUGCUUAAAUGCCACUGAUGUCCAUGGGACUUGAUCACAUGCUUUCCCAACUAGAGCUGCUGUCCUGAAUCAGGGCCUUUGCUGUUUUCUAACGGUACCAUAGGAUGCCCUUGGAUUUCCUAUUCUAGUCUAUGUGACAGGUACUAGAAUGAUCAUUCCUGGUAAAUGAAGGCACUUACAGAAUGUCCUGUCUCCCUGGGGGAAGGACUCUUGGAUAUUAUUACAUUAUUUAAAUAAUAUUUUGAAAUGAAGUUUACAUUGCUUUGUUUUUCCUUUGAGGUAACUGUAUAUAAAUAUUUCCCUCUCUUUGAGCAUUGCUGGAGUAAACAGACAAAUAAUUUGCCUCUGAUAUAUGGAAACUUUGAGAUAUAGUUCUCUCUUGUGUACACGUUCAUGAUUAUAACUCUUGUUCCUCUGUGUUUUAUAAGGCAGGAUAAUGUUGCUUUAGAGUAACUACAAGUCUGCAGCCUUCUGAAUGAUUUUUAUGUGAUUGAAAUUGAGCAAAGCAGUGAAGGAUUUCACACAUGUAUAUGAUAUAUGUAUAUGUACAAACUUUAGAAAGAAAUAAACCAAAUGUACUUCA
Gopherus evgoodei (Goodes thornscrub tortoise) is the source of this 13569-nucleotide messenger RNA. RefSeq names its product pleckstrin and Sec7 domain containing 3 (gene PSD3). Gene Ontology annotation, biological process: regulation of ARF protein signal transduction. NCBI's taxonomy places the organism in Eukaryota, Metazoa, Chordata, Testudines, Testudinidae. Gene Ontology annotation, molecular function: guanyl-nucleotide exchange factor activity. The transcript has 16 exons. Bases 1353 to 4298 code for a protein of 981 amino acids. The record is from RefSeq and is a predicted model, not a curated record.